GCCUUCGAGUCUGAAGAAGGGGCCCGUCCCGGAACGUCACCUAUUCCUUCUCCCCAGAGAUGCUGCCUGGCCCGCUGUGUUACUCCAGCACCACAGUGUUCAGCGCGAUGGUUGUUACUGGCGGUGUGGCUCAUUUGAUCGUCGUAUCUCUUAUUUUAGGUCGAGUGGCCCUUGCCACCGGAUCACAAGUGCGAGGAUACCCGGGACAGGCGAUCACUCUGCCGUGCCACUACUCUGUCCAAAUGAAUGGUAAAACUAAGAUGUGCUGGGGUCGGGGACAGUGCCGUCCCUUUGGCUGUGGAUCUGAACUGAUUAAAACAAACGGAGAAACAGUAACUUCAGCAGGAUCCGAGAAAUAUCAGCUUGGUGGUAACAUUGAACAAGGGGACGUGUCGCUCACGAUAAAGCAGCUCCGGAAAGAAGACGGCGGAUGGUAUUGCUGCCGUGUGCAGUUCACUGGACCGUUUAAUGAUGGGAAAGUGAAUUUGAAUGUCCUGGUUUUGGAUGAGAUCACCACACUGAAUCCUUCAACCACAAAUGAGUCUGUCCAUGCACAGGAUGCAAACUCUGUCACAGCGUCUACAUUUGAAGGUACUCGAGAAAUUCUGAGCUCUACGAUAACUACGAAUGGAAUCAACAGUACUUCCGAACAACACGGAGACACAAAUCUUAAACUUUUUCUUAGCAUUGGUUUUCUGGUUUUGCUCUCUUUGACUGGAAUAGCAAUGUUCAUCUUCUUGAAAAACUCAAAGAAUUCCACAAAAAGGAACACUUUAAACAAUGUUAUUGAACUGCAACAGCAUCAAGCAAUUGAAGAAAAUAUAUAUCAAGUUUCUUAAAGAACUAUUUUGUGCACUAAGUAAUAAUAUUGAUUAAUUAGUUAAUAGUUUUAGAAUGUUGUAAUGCCUAAACUAUUGAGUAAACAAGAAUAGGAAAAUAAAUUAAGUGAAAUUAUUUGUAAAUCGAUCAAAAUAUAUUGUUGUAUUAAAUGUGUGGAGCCUUGAUAAUGUUUGACUUUACAUGGUAAAAGCCUUUAAAACAGAAAACUUCACUGGCCAUUGUGAGCCAUCGAUUAUUAUGCAACCUUAUAAUUCAAGUUAGAUGGCUUCGAAAUUCUCGUGCAGCCAAACAAAUGUGAACUUAAGAAGUGCAUAAGGUCCAAGGCAAGAAUUUGGACAGAGGGAGGAAUGGGGUGCUGGCA
Molecule: messenger RNA, 1201 nt
Organism: Amblyraja radiata (thorny skate)
Lineage: Eukaryota; Metazoa; Chordata; Chondrichthyes; Rajiformes; Rajidae
Product: hepatitis A virus cellular receptor 1 homolog
Exons: 7
Coding region: 60-839 (259 amino acids)
Biological process (GO): cytoskeletal rearrangement involved in phagocytosis, engulfment; apoptotic cell clearance
Molecular function (GO): phosphatidylserine binding
Source: RefSeq, a predicted model, not a curated record